Molecule: messenger RNA, 2906 nt
Organism: Vanessa tameamea
Lineage: Eukaryota; Metazoa; Arthropoda; Insecta; Lepidoptera; Nymphalidae
Product: angiotensin-converting enzyme-like
Exons: 11
Coding region: 5-2152 (715 amino acids)
Biological process (GO): proteolysis
Cellular component (GO): plasma membrane
Molecular function (GO): metallopeptidase activity; peptidyl-dipeptidase activity
Source: RefSeq, a predicted model, not a curated record
UACGAUGCGGCCGAACUUCUUUCUGCUCUGUAUUUGCUUCUAUGCUCUUCUGUCAAGCGGAACGUCUAGUGGUGACGAUAGACGAUGGCUUGUCUCUCUUGUCGAUCUUGUAGAAUUCGACUAUCAAGACCAAUGCGACCAAAGAGCAACAGCUGCUUGGGAAGAACUACUAGGUAGCACCAAGGGCUUAUCUAUGAAGUUGGAGCGCGAUAAGGCGUUUGGUAUAUUCGCGCGUAAACAAAAGACAGAUGUGGAAAGUGCGUUCACAGCGCAUGCGUUAUCUGCUGAUGAUGAUACGUUGCGUCGACGCGUGAAGCUGCUAUUGCAACCGGGCGAUGCACUGCUUGACACGCAGCAAUGGAUACGGCUGGUGACGUUUGCCGAUAAUGCACUCAAUCGAAUUCGGACCUCGACCGAUUACGACUGUGGAGCUAACACCACAUGCAGUUUGAGAGAAUUACAUAACAGUCUGGCGAGAGAGCAAGAUGAACAGGUUUUACGACAAAUGAAACUAUCAUGGGAGAGCCACCUGCCUGAACUACAUGAUUAUUUAGAAAAUAUUUUACCUUUGCUGAGAAAUGCAUCAAAAGAGAAUCACUACGAACUGGUCGAGGAAUACUGGGACGCACUAUGCGAGUAUGAAGGGGCGUUGUUGGCAGCUCGUGAACUUUGGCAACGAGUUCGUCCUCUAUACCUGAAGCUACACAAAUAUACCGCGUUAAAACUUCGCGGGCCAUCAGCAGUCGGCGAGCCUCUGCCCAUUCAUUUGCUCCAUUCCCUUACGGGAGACGACUGGUCGAAUCUAAUCGAAAAAUUGUUGCCCAAACAUCCGGACAUUUAUCAAAAAGUCCACGCAAAUUUACAAUUGAAGGAUAUCGGUGGGUUAAAAGCCUUCAAAGAAGCUAAUAAUCUAUUAAGCCAACUAAAUUUGGGAGAACUUCCACCAGAAAUAUUUUUAGAAUCGGCUUUCAAUGGAACUUGUCCUACAACGGUAGUAGACUGGUGCCAACCUAACAAAGUUAGAUUUGUUACAUGUAAAGAUGUCAGCAUUCAGAAUUACAUGGACGCCCACGAAGCUGCAAUGAAAAUCAGAUACAAACUUAUCACUGCUUUACAUAGUAAUAAUACUUAUAUUUUAAGAGAAGCACCUCGUUACUCAGCUAUAUAUGAAGCGGUUCCUGGAUUUAUGUCUUUGCUAUCAUUGAAUCCUCAUACAUUAGACAGAGCGGGAUUGUAUCCACUGGAAAGGUUCAACUAUAAUACUAAUCAUCAUAGACUCGUCUUACAACUUAUAAUAGCUUUAAGAGAUUUGCCUAAGUUAAACUAUUACAUAGCAGCGGAUACUUGGAGAUUGGAUGUGUUAAUGGGCAAAAUUCCUUAUGCAAAAAUUGAGGAUAGUUGGAGAGAUUUUAGGAAGAAUUUUUCUUUAAUUGAGACAUCAAAUGUCGACAUCGUCGGAGAUCCUUAUAUUUUAUUAAAUAAACCGUAUAUAGGAAAAUUCUUAGGAAUUAUAUUGAAGUAUCAAAUUUAUCAAUCAUUCGCUGAGGAACUAAUAUCAGAUGACUCGGAUUUAGUCAAACACGUAGCUGAAAAUAAUCAACGUUUAAUUGAUGUAAUGAUGCAGGGCUUCGUAGCCACGUGGCCAGAAAUGGUCAGCGACUUAUUAGCGAAAAGAGAAAAUGGACUAGAAUAUACCGGAAUCACUGAUUAUUUUAGGCUUUUAGACGAGUAUUUAGAUAACCAAUUAGAUCCAGCUAGCGAUAACAUGGUCGAGGACUACGUUGAUCCACCAGUCGAACCCGAACCACAGGAAAACGAUAUAUCAGAAAAAAGUGAUACACCAAUCGAACCAAACAAUGAACUAGAUAAAACACACGACGAUAUUCACGAGAACAUAAUCGAAACCGAUGACGACACGAAUUCGAAAUACGAAACUUCAACAGUGGGUGUUCUAGAAAUCAAAAACCCGGUAGGAGUUGGUGACCAAAACGAAAUCGAAAAUCCUAAAGAAGCCUCAUACAACGUGUACUGGUGGAUAGGUGUAGCGGUUGCACUUGCAGUUAUCGUUAUACUAGUGGCGAUAAUUGCGAGGAAACGGCGCAGUCACAAAAAGCAGGUGGAGAGACAGAGAAGACAAAACACUCGCGCUUGAUUUGAAGAGUAUCGGUUCUAGAACUGGAACCGAUACGCGUUGAGAACGUUAGUUUAAUUGUGCCAAUAAGAGACCGAGUACAAAACUUCGUUGUGUGUUAAUUUUUGUUGUUGUGUAUCGAUUCGGUUUAGAUUCACGAACGUGGGUGUCUAAGUGAACUUAUUUAUUCUUCUCUAUGGUGCUGUAUCUUAUAGAUUCCAUUUUCGAACGUUGCAUUUAAGUUUUCAUUUAUUUUUAUGUGUGUCGUGUGCGUUUUGUCAGUAUCGUUUGCAAUUGUAAUAUAGUCUUAGAUAGUAAAGAUGAAAAAAUAUUUUUGUACAUAUCACAAUUUGCGGAUUAGUAUAAUGAUGGUUACCAAGUGUCUAAGAUAGUUUAUAUUAUAGUUAGAUGUAAUUCGCCGUGCCUUAAGCGUUUCAAUUUCUUAUAAAUAAUAAAUAUGAUAAAGGAAACGAUCAAAUUUGUAAUAAAUUAAAUAAGAUAAUUUUAUAAAUCUCUACGAGUGUCGACUCUUUUCUCAGACCAAGUUCUUGUAUGUGUUUUCAUAAGCCUUCAUUUUUUGAUGUUCUCGAGAUGUUGUUCUAUAAGUAAUGAAAUAACCAAGUAUUUAAAUGUUAUUUAAUUGUUGAUUGGUAUAUUUUUAUUCGAGUACAUUUUAUUUAUUGUAUUACUAACUCUACUGUUAGUAAAGCAUGGUAUUGUAAAAAAAUAUGUCGAAUUUUAAACAAAUGAAACGAAAAUAAAUGUUUGAAACAUA